This is a messenger RNA of Meloidogyne enterolobii, 1324 nucleotides long. The record is from the annotation of a GenBank genome assembly. NCBI's taxonomy places the organism in Eukaryota, Metazoa, Nematoda, Chromadorea, Rhabditida, Meloidogynidae.
GUAUUGUCCUUAGUUCGAAAUUGAUUUUCCAUUUCUUAAAUUUAGUUAUUUCGAUUGCCAUGUAUAAUUAUUAUGCAUUUUGUGCAAAUAAGAAGGCAACUUUUGGAAUGGACAAUUUUCACAAUAUGCGGAACGAGGCGGAAGGUGUUAUUGGUUGGUUUUUUGAUUUUAGACAUUUUGAAAUUUUUUUAUAUCUAACUAAUUCCAAUUAAUAGGCCACAUCAUCUCUCCAAAAUUUCCUGUGCUUAAUGAAGCAAUGAAAUUAGGACCGGCUUUGGUAGAGGGCAACACUUUCAUCUUAAAUCCUCAAGCACCUUUAACCGCUUUAUAUGUAGCAAAUUUAAUUAAAGAGGCUGGUUUUCCUUCUGGUGUUGUAAAUGUGGUCCCUGGCUUCGAAUCUGCGCAUAAGGCACUUUCUUCCCAUCCGAAUGUUGAUAAAGUUGAAUUAUUUGGCUUUACUAAAAGUGAAUUGCAAAGCGGUUAUUUUUCUCAAGCAAAUUUGGAAAAGAUGUCACUUGAAUUAGAUGGCAAACAUCCACAAAUCAUGUCUGGAUAUGCCGAUUUUUCUCGUUUAGAGGAUUAUGUUGCGUUGGAAAGUUUCGUCCGUCGGGCCCAUCUCGGAAUUCUUCGUGAAAAUGGAGUCAAUUUGGAUGUAGAUACCGAAGAUGAUUCAAAAGCCAUUCAUUCUUUAAUCAGCACGGCUCGUGAUCUUGUAGGUUCUUCAACUGUUGGUGGUAAGCAGCCCGUCCCUUUCCAAUUGCUUCGUCGUUUUGAGAUUGAAUAUGCAAUUGAAAAGAAAAUUUACAAAAAUGCAUUGGAAUGUAUCAGCGAUGCGGAAAAAUGCUUGACAAGUAAAAAGGGGAAAAACGAAAUAUAUAAAGCCUAUUCAUGUGCCUUGAAGCAUUACUACAAGGAAUAUGGGAUUUUUAUUGAGACUCACAAUGCGUCACGAUAUUUGCUUUUGUUUGCUGCUGCCACAACCAAAGAUAAAUUCAUUUUGAAAUGGGCCAAAGGUGUUAACGGACAUGCGAAUGCUAUUCACCGAAACUCAUUUAACGGCUCGAUGGACGAAUCAGACAUUUGGGACAUUUUGAGCAUUAUGAAGGAUUUGGCUGUCACCUUGCCUCAAAUUGACAGUAAAAAAGUUGAGUAUGAGUUGAAUCUUCAUGUGCCACAUCAGGAAGGUGAACAGAAAAUUCUCAAAAGAGAAAAUUUGAAGAUGGAGAUUGACAUUAAAAUGACGACGAUGAAGAUUAUCAAGAAGCCACUUACCGAGAAGAUUUACGGCUUGGGCCCCUUUGAUUUUAAGUAUAUUUGCAUUUAA